Molecule: messenger RNA, 1790 nt
Organism: Vicia villosa (hairy vetch)
Lineage: Eukaryota; Viridiplantae; Streptophyta; Magnoliopsida; Fabales; Fabaceae
Product: aspartic proteinase nepenthesin-1-like
Exons: 1
Coding region: 168-1538 (456 amino acids)
Biological process (GO): proteolysis
Cellular component (GO): extracellular region
Molecular function (GO): aspartic-type endopeptidase activity
Source: RefSeq, a predicted model, not a curated record
UAACCCUUUAAAAAACGUUACACUUAAGAUCCCCAUUUCUCAUGUGAUUUGUCAAGUUUUCACACCAUUUCUCUAUCAAAGAAACUUAUAAAUAUUCACUCUUCUCCCUCACUCAACACAUUUUCAUAACUUCACUCUUUAUAUAAGUCCUUUUUUUGUGUAACCUAAUGUUCAUGGCUACACAAAGUUGUUCAAAAUGUGUCACGUUGGUGACACUAUUAGUAACCAUUUUUUUCAUCAAUCCAACUUCCUCAACAUCAAGAGGAUCCCUCAACCCUCACAAAAUAUCUCACCACGGCCUCCGAGUCGCUCUUCGCCACGUUGAUUCGGGCAAAAACUUGACGAAAUUCGAGCGAAUUCAACAUGGUAUCAACCGCGGACAUAGCCGACUACAAAGACUUAAUGCCAUGGUGUUAUCAUCAUCAACAACUACUCAUGAUUCUUCUCAGUUUGAAGCACCGGUUCAUGCAGGAAAUGGUGAAUAUCUAAUGGAAUUAUCCAUUGGAACGCCACCAGUUUCUUAUCCAGCAGUUCUAGACACAGGCAGUGACCUCAUUUGGACUCAAUGUAAGCCUUGUUCACAAUGUUACAAACAACCAACACCAAUCUUUGAUCCAAAAAAAUCCUCAACUUUCUCAAAACUCUCAUGUAGUAGCAACCUAUGCAACGCUUUACCUUCCUCUUCAUGUAACAAAAACGGUUGCAAUUAUGUUUAUUCAUAUGGUGACAACUCAAUAACACAAGGUGUUCUAGGUAGUGAAACAUUCACUUUUGGUGAUGAAAGCAACAAAAAGAACAAAGUUUCUGUUCAUAACAUUGGUUUUGGUUGUGGUGAAGACAAUGAAGGUGAAGGGUUUGAACAAGCUUCAGGGUUAGUUGGAUUAGGACGAGGUUCUUUAUCUUUGGUUUCUCAACUAAAAGAACAAAGAUUCUCGUACUGUUUAACCUCAAUGGAUGACACAAAAGAGAGUGUUCUUUUCUUAGGUUCUGUUGCAAAUGUUCAUGUCACAAAACAUGUCACAAUCACAACACCACUUAUUACAAAUCCAUUACAACCAUCUUUUUACUAUCUUUCACUCGAAGGAAUCUCGGUUGGUGAGACAAGAUUAUCCAUUGAGAAAUCAACUUUUGAGGUUAGUGAUGAUGGAAGUGGUGGCAUGAUUAUUGAUUCCGGCACAACGAUUACUUACAUUGAAGAAAAUGCUUUUGGUUCAUUGAAGAAAGAGUUUAUAUCUCAAACGAAUCUACCGGUUGAUGAAUCGGGUUCGACCGGAUUAGAUGUUUGUUUUAGUCUUCCAUCAGGGAAGACACAAGUUGAGAUUCCAAAACUGGUUUUUCAUUUUAAAGGUGGUGAUUUGGAAUUGGCGGGCGAAAAUUAUAUGAUUGGUGAUUCGAGUUUAGGUGUGGCUUGUUUAGCUAUGGGAGCUUCUAAUGGAAUGUCUAUCUUUGGUAAUGUUCAACAACAGAAUAUUUUGGUGAAUCAUGAUCUUGAGAAAGAGACUAUUUCUUUUGUUCCUACUCAGUGUAAUAAGUUGUGAUGAGUUUGUGUUAUAUGGUUAUUAUGGACUCAUCAAAAUCUAUUUGUUUCUUUGUUUGUUUUCUAUGUUGUUUUAGAACUAGUAUUGUUUUUAUGAUUGAAUUUGUUAGUUGGUUUAAUGAUAUGAUGGUUUUCACUUUUCAUUCUACAAAUCCAAGUAAAUAUUUAUCGAUCAUGUUGCAUUGCAUACAUUAGUGGAUGAUAGUGUUAUAGUAAAUUUUACCACCUUGGAAGGUAUAAUGUGUUUGUUCAA